AAAUGUCCGUGCAUGCCAUCCAACCCGCUGGACUAAUAUGCAAACAAAUAAAAGUUUAAAAAAACCUCAAAACUACAAGAAUUAAAAGUGCAAUUUAUCUUAGAAAGGUUAAGGGACCAGGGUUGAAAUUUCCCCUCUUUUUUUCUUUUUCACGUCAGCACCGGUCAAUUCUUUCCUCCUUCUCUUUCAUUCCUUCUGAUCUGUUUUCGCGGAGAACUCCUUGAAAGCCCGUCGGGAUCCUCAUCCGCCGGUACCCCCUCUGGCCAAAGCCAGUACACAUCGAAAGCAGUCCUCGUCCCCUUUCCAUUGUCUAAAAAUAAACAAACGAUAUGUACGUUCACAAUGGGGUGAUUCACUUUUUGGUAUCAUCCGGGGAAUUAGAGUUGGCAGGUAAGGUGUUUGAUGAAAGGUGUGUGAGAGAUUUGGUUUCUUGGAAUUCUUUGAUUAAUGGCUAUAUUAGGAGUGGGAGAGCGAAGGAAGCUAUAGGACUUUAUAGGAAAAUGCAAGAGGAGGGAGUUGAGCCGGAUGCGGUAACAAUGAUUGGGAUAGUUUCUUCUUGUGCACAGUUGGAAGAUUUGAAACUCGGGAGAGAUUUUCAUAAGUAUAUUGAAGAUCAUGGAUUGAAUUUAACAAUUCCAUUGUCUAAUGCACUCAUGGACAUGUACGUUAAGUGUGGGAAUCUUGAGAGCGCACAAAGGAUAUUUGAUGACAUGGAGAAGAAAACAAUUGUUUCUUGUACUACAAUGAUUGUUGGAUAUACUAGAUUGGGGCUUUUGGAUGCUGCUCGGAAGCUUUUUGAUGAGAUGCCUGAGAAGGAUGUUGUACCAUGGAAUGCAAUAAUCGGGGGUUAUGUUCAAGCCAAAUGUAGUAAGGAAGCUUUGACUUUGUUUCAUGAAAUGCAGGAUGCUGGUAUAGAUCCUGAUGAGGUCACCAUGGUUUCUUGUUUAUCUGCAUGCUCUCAACUUGGAGCCCUUGAUGUCGGAAUUUGGAUUCAUCAUUAUAUUGAAAAACACAAACUUCAUUUAAAUGUUGUGUUGGGGACUGCUUUAAUUGACAUGUAUGCUAAGUGUGGGAACAUCACAAAGGCUCUUCAGGUUUUCCAUGAAAUGCCAUCUAGAAAUUCUUUGACUUGGACAUCAAUAAUUGGAGGUUUGGCUCUUCAUGGAAAUGCACAUGAUGCCCUAUCUUAUUUCUCAGAGAUGGUUAAAGUUGGGUUAAGGCCAGAUGAGGUGACCUUUCUUGGGGUUUUGUCAGCUUGUUCUCAUGGUGGGUUGGUGGAGGAAGGUCGUAAAUAUUUCACCCAGAUGACGUCCAAGUUCAGUCUGUCCCCUCAGCUUAAGCACUAUUCGUGUAUGGUGGACCUUCUUGGUAGGGCUGGGCUUUUAGAUGAAGCUGAAGAGCUUGUCAAGAGCAUGGCAGUUGAGCCUGAUGCAGUCGUGUGGGGAGCAUUGUUCUUUGCGUGUCGAAUGCAUGGAAAUUUUGAGAUGGGAGAAAGAGCUGCUUUAAAACUUCUAGAACUGGACCCUCAUGAUAGUGGGAUUUAUGUACUGCUUGCCAAUAUGUAUGGUGAUGCAAAUAUGUGGGAGGAAGCAGGAAAAGUUAGGAAGAUGAUGAGAGAGAGAGGAGUAGAGAAGAUCCCUGGUUGUAGCUCAAUUGAGGUCAACGGCACUGUUUAUGAGUUCAUUGUUAGAGAUAAGUCUCACCCUGAAUCUGAAAAGAUAUACGGUUGCUUAAUUCAGCUAACACGACAAUCGGGUUUUGCUGAAUUUACGUACGGUCUCUCUGAGCUUGAAACCCAUGGGGUAUGAUGGUCAGAGCAGCUUUUCUUGUCUUCAAGAUGGUUCCAUUUAUUCAAUCUUUCCAAUAAUUUGUUCAAAUUGGAUGAAACCUGAUCAGAUAAUCUUUCUGAAUUGAAGUGGAUUAGUUUGUUCAAAUUGGGAUGAAGCAUAAUCUAUCUAAAUUGCAGGGGAUGAAACCUGACCAGAUAAUCUUUCUAAAUUGAAGUUUUGGUGUAUAAACGCUUGCAGGCUUCGAACCUUACCUGGAUAGGCCUUCAGGAUAUUUCCUGUGGUGGCCAUAGAAGUUUGGUAUCUGUUGGGGUGCUGCAAUUUUUUUCCAGCAUUGGUCUUGAACUGUGCAAAAGACAUUAAUAGAGUCUGCAAUCUGCAUGCUGUAAUGGGGGAAGAGGCAAUCGGUCGACUAAAGACAUUAAUAGAGUCUGCAAUCUGCAUGCUGUAAUGGGGAAGCGGCAAUCGGUCUACUACUGAAGCAGUUGCUGUAGCAUUAUUGUUGUUGACAAUUUUCACUAAAAUUUGUCAACUUAACAUAUUUAUUGCAUCAUAUGAGAGCAGCAGGGGCGGAGCCAGAAAAAUGUCGGGAAGGGAAUUAAGUUGUAUUGUUUUUUUGGUGACAGAAAAAGUACUUAAAACUAACUACAUAAUCUAAAUCAUCCCCCCAACGGGGAGACCUCAAACAA
Molecule: messenger RNA, 2476 nt
Organism: Gossypium arboreum
Lineage: Eukaryota; Viridiplantae; Streptophyta; Magnoliopsida; Malvales; Malvaceae
Product: pentatricopeptide repeat-containing protein At2g22410, mitochondrial
Exons: 2
Coding region: 330-1808 (492 amino acids)
Biological process (GO): RNA modification
Molecular function (GO): RNA binding; protein binding
Source: RefSeq, a predicted model, not a curated record